AUGAUCCCCAAGGAGCAGAAGGAGCCAGUGAUGGCUGUCGCAGGGGACCUUUCUGGACCAGUCCCUACGCUGGAUCUGGGGAAGAAGCUGAGCGUGCCUCAGGACCUGAUGAUAGAGGAGCUGUCCCUGCACAACAAUCGUGGGUCCCUCCUCUUCCAGAAGAGGCAGCGCCGAGUGCAAAGGUUUACCUUCGAACUUUCGGAAAGUCUCCAGGGGAUCCUGUCUGGAAGCGCCCGGAAAAAAGAGACCUAUAGUACGGCGGGAACGGUUGCCAAUGGCCGGGAGGAGCAGAACUACGACUCCCAGCUCCACGCGUUCCCAGGCUCGAGCCUGGACCCAGGGGGCGCCCACCCAGCCGCGGCCCUGGCGGAGUCCGUAGGUGGUCCGAGCGCCCUGGCGCCAGGCUACGCGGAGCCGCUGAAGGGCAUCCCUCCUGAGAAGUUCAACCACACCGCCAUCCCAAAGGGCUACCGCUGCCCCUGGCAGGAAUUCGUCAGCUACCAAAACUAUGCAAGCGCAAGCAACAUUGGCAGUCACACCCCUAGUCUCCGGGGUGACUAUCGGAACUUCAACAAGACCCCAGUGCCAUUUGGAGGACCCCUCGUGGGGGAGACCAUUCCCCGGGCAGGCACCCCCUUUGUCCCAGAGCCUUUCAGUGGCUUGGAACUCCUCCGCCUCAGACCCAGUUUCAACAGGGUUGCUCAGGGCUGGGUCCGAAAGCUCCCAGAGUCUGAGGAGCUGUAACCUCAGCCUGAAACUGCUAUUCCCCAGGCUUGGGGCUCAAGGAAUAUCUGGAGCCAAGUCUA
Molecule: messenger RNA, 806 nt
Organism: Nannospalax galili (Upper Galilee mountains blind mole rat)
Lineage: Eukaryota; Metazoa; Chordata; Mammalia; Rodentia; Spalacidae
Gene: Myoz3
Product: myozenin 3
Exons: 6
Coding region: 1-744 (247 amino acids)
Cellular component (GO): actin cytoskeleton; Z disc
Molecular function (GO): actin binding; telethonin binding; FATZ binding
Source: RefSeq, a predicted model, not a curated record